UUAAAGUGAAGACACAAAGAAAGUGAAAACUAUAUUCUUAUACUAAACAAAAUUAUAAUUAAUUCUGAAAUUUUUUGGAGUAUAGUCUGAUUGCGAAAUAUAACGAGGCCUUCGAAUUAUUAGAUGAACUAUUUAUUGCAUUCGAAAGUCCAUGAAAUAUUGAAGUACACCCCACUUGAGCAACACCAUGUUUUCCUUGGUAAAAUUUGACGACGAGCAUAUGUACGUAGUUAACUCAAAAACCAUUAAACAGAAAUCCGAAGCGGAGUGCACAGUAAAAUAUAAAGGUGCAACCUAUUUGGCUCAAAUUAUCCUUGCAAGUGAUGACAGGGAUCAUCUGUGUAACAUAAAGGAAAAAAAUCGAGCUUUACACGAACAAAAAAACAUAAAAGAGAGCAAUGUUUCCCACAAUGAAUUUAGCAACGACACACAAACAAACAAUAUUUCGCAUUUUAAGAACACACAAAAUUGUUCCCAAUAUUCAAUAUCAGCUGGAGGAGAAUCCUUGGAGUCCAUAUCUCCUACAAAUGUUUUAAAAACAAAUUCUAAAAUCGUUUCAAAUGGCAUUAAAAAGGCCGCCACUUUGGCAUCAUCGAAAGCUGAUUUCAGAGAAGCUUCGCGGGACUUAUGUCUUAAUGAAACGUCAAAUGAUCAUUUGACUUCCGUAAGGCUCGACAUGUUUUCUUUGGUGACAUUUGACAACAAUAGCUGGUAUGUUGUCAAUUCCAAAUCUGUUAAAGAAUAUGACGGAAAAAACUGCAUCGUAAAAUACAAAGGAGCCUUCUAUUCAGGACAAUUAAUUUCAACAAGCCAUGACAAAGCACAUCUUCUAGAUUUAAAACAAAGAAAUACGGAUCGAAGUUCUUAUAUGAAUGCCGACCAUAAUUCAAUGCAACAAUCAAUUCAUACCAAUUCAGGAAUCUCAAUUUCUCCAACAAAUUUGUGUGCAUCCGAUCUUCCACCGGCAAAAGAUUAUACGGAACCAACUUUAUUGCACAAACCAUAUAUAACUUCAAUACUAAAUCUCGAUGAGCAGAAAUCAGAUAAAACGGAGUCAACGACUGAAUCAAACAUUAAGCCUUCAGAGAAUUUUUUUGAUGAAUAUGUACCCCUUAAAGCUGGACUAAGACCUAUACAUAUAACUCCCCGAAAGAAAACAGCUAGUAAGCAUUUAACUGUUGCUAAAACUACUCCAAAAGAUGAUAAUUACUCUUUAAAUAAGACAAUAUUUACCGAUUCAGAGCAAUCUUCAAGCAGUAUAUCAGAAAUAUGUUCAACUGACUCUGUGUUGAGUAAUACUGGCUUAAGUUCUUUACCUUUCGGCUCACCGAAAAGGAAAUGUGUGGAAGAAUCUAACGAAAAUGUAUCCUGCAAUGCAUUAAAUAUAAGCUGUAUUGAUAAUUGGGAGUGUUGUAAAAAUUCAACAUCUGUCGAAACUUUCGUUGAAAAUGCUGACAUAAGUAGUAUCAAGAAAACCUCUAUUACCCUGACAAAUAUUGAUUCUUCUGCGUCGGAAUACCUACCUAGCUCGGCAAUAGAAAACACAAGCACAAACAUCAGCUCUUUUUUGGAGAUUUCAAAUAAUUUAAAUUUGGAUGGAGUUGCCGUUCCUGUUUCAAAGCAAAGAUCGAAGCGUCAUUUUUGUCUAUUUUGCAAGACUCUGCAAUGCAAAAUUGCAAGACAUUUCUUUCUGAAACACAAAAGCGAAAAACUCGUAAAACUAGCCAUGGCACUACCGAAACGUAAUAAAGAGCGUUUGCAAAUAAUUGAGAAGCUACGAAAAGAAGGGGAUUUCCUCCACAAUACAUCGCAAGAGCAAAACACAGGUACUUUGAUUGUACUUAGACAGCAAGGACAAAAAGCUAAACAUACACCCAAUGACUACGUAUGCUGCCCGUCGUGCAAAGGUUUUUACGCAAAAUUUACCGCAAGGGCACAUAUACGAUAUUGUACUAAGAAAAAAAAUGGCAGAUCGAAUUUUAUAGAGGGACGAAAAUUAACUCAAUACGUACAUCCUGUUGCAAACACAGCAAUGAAGAGCACCAUUUUUCCAGUUUUGCGAAACGACGAUAUAACCCGUGCGAUUCGUUACGACGAGUUAGUAAUUAGAUAUGGAAACAGAUUGUCCGAAAAAUUGUCGCAAACUCACCAUAAUGAUCACAUACGAGCAAAUAUGCGACUACUGGGGCGGUUUAAAAUAGAAUUAUUAAAAUUAGCACCGGAAAUUUUAGAACUUAAAGAUAUGUUCAAACCCUUUUUGUUCGACAAGGCAAUAGAAGCAUUGCGAUUGACAGCAAAAUAUGAAUUCGGCAAAGGGUUCGCCACGCCGGCUGUAGCUACCAAUUUGACAAGUAUAAUAAAAAAAUGUGCACGAAUACAGAGGAAUGAGCUUAUCAAGCAACAAAAUGAUGAUAUGAAGUCUCUUCUUGACAACUUUGUGUCCCUUUGGACUGAGGAAACCCCCACUCAGAUUAAUAAAAAAGCGAUCGAGGACCAAUAUAAUCAAAAAAGAAACAAAAGAAAUGAUUUGCCAAACAAACAAGAUAUAAAAAAGCUAUACGACUUUCUGAGAUCAAAAAUGCUGGACUCAAUUGCAGUAUUAACGGAAAAAUUUGAUUUAAACGCUUGGAAGAAUCUCGUUGAGACAACCUUAAUAUGUAUCCAGGUGUUUAACAGGAGAAGAGCAGGAGAAAUAGAACGAAUAACUAUUGACAAUUUUACCAAUAAAGAAGAAAUUACAAAUUGUUUGGAGGCAGGUCUUCUUGACAAUAUGUCAGAGGAGUCAAUUCAAUUUGCCAAACAAUUUGUAAGAAUAUCAUUGAGGGGCAAAUUAGGAAGAACAGUCAGCGUAUUAUUGGAUCCGAUGUGUAUAAAGGCUGUGCAACUUAUUUUAAAAUUUCGCAAAAAUGCUGGUAUAAAAAAUUCGAACCCAUAUAUAUUUAGCGCUCCAGCAACAUCAAACUUGUCAAAAAUGUACUACAGAGCGUGCCCAUUGUUAAGAAAAUACGCAAACGAAUGUGGAGCUUCCAUGCCUGACAAUCUAAGAGGCACAAAAUUGAGGAAACAUAUCGCCACAUACACGUCCUUAUUAAAUGUCCAAGAAGCUACUGUUGACAGAUUAGCCAACUUCCUAGGCCAUCAUAAAGACAUACAUAAAAACAUAUAUCGAAUGCCUGUUCCAAUGGCCGAAAUAACGACAGUCUCUAAAAUUUUAUUAUCUGCUGCUGGUUGCAAUACAAUCAAGGACAUUGAUGUUCAAACUUUGACCCUAAAUAAAAUAAAUGAGGAGGAUAUUGAAAUUAAUAAUACCAUAGAAGACGAAGGGUUACUUAAUGAAUCGUCAACAUCAGAAAUAUCAUCUACAUCAUCAACCAUUGAAGUUUCAAAAAAUACUAAUUCUUCUAAGUUAAAAAAACGUAGCACUUCUCCGUUCGGAAAAACAAAACGCACUAGAUGGUCUGAAGACGAAAGACAAGCAAUAACAUCGGCUUUUGGAGAUAUUUUAAGCUUAGAAAAGUUGCCUUCAUUGAAUGAAUGCAAAAAUGUCAUAAAUAUUUACGGAAGUCUCCGAAAUAGAAAACCGGCUCAGGUUAAAGCCUGGAUAGACAACCAAAGAAGAAUUUUUCGCUCUUCUAAACCGUAAAUAAAGUUUUUAAUACAGUGAGUUUCAGCACAUAUUAUUUUUAUUGGAAUAAUCUUUAGAAAACAAACACAUGUGGAGUUUGCUCGAAAGAAAAUGUUUAGUAGAACUAAAUGGUAAAUUAUAUUAUAUAUACUCAACUCUAAUCAUUCAAUCCUUGGAAAUUACAUGAACUACAUUCACUGCAAAACAGUGUUUACAAAACCUAGCUAAACAAAAUUACAAUUUUCAACUCCUUCGGACUACAAGAAUAUAUUAUAUAACGCUGCUAUUUUCCUUUUUCCAUUUUCUUACACAUUGAUAUAAACAGUUAAUACAUUUAACAAAAUGUUAACAAUUCUUGGUCAAUACAUAUACGAUAAAUUCGAGUGCACAUUUCUAGUAUAUAAACGCGAUUGCGACAAACAAAUAUUUUGUAAACUGUGUUUGUACACAUUUAAAAAAGUUUAUAUCUUCAAAAACUAACUAAUAUAUGUAAGACACAUAUAAAACCAUAUUUAAAAAAAAUGUGUUCUAUCAGUAUCACUAUUUUCAUUCAAAAUAUAUAAAUGAAUAAAAAGUAUUUUUUUAGUAUUUUUUUUGUACAAGUUUAGUAAAAGUAUUUUCCAACAUGUAUGUAUAUGCCUAUAUAAAAAGCAAUACAAAUCAAACUUUUUUGUAUUUUUGAAGUUUAUAUCUUCAAAAACUAAAUAAUAUAUGUAAGACACAUAUAAAACCAUAUUUAAAAAAAUGUAUUCUAUCAGUAUCAGUAUUUUCAUUCAAAAUAUAUAAAUGAAUAAAAAGUAUUUUUUUUUUUUGUACAAGUUUAGUAAAAGUAUUUUCCAACAUGUAUGUAUAUGCGUAAAUAAAAAGCAAUACAAAUAAAACUUUUUUGUAUUUUUCGUACUGUAUAAAAACUUUUCAUUUCUUAUUAUACCAAACACCAUAAAAAGUAAGUAGGGUAUAUUUAGUUCGUAAUUCCGUGUGUACCUCAUCGAAAUAAUAACUUUAGAUCCAACAAAAUAUAUAUUCUUGAUCAGCGUAAAAUUUUAAGUUCGAUUAUGGGCUAUAUCGGCCGACUAUA
This is a messenger RNA of Musca vetustissima, 4703 nucleotides long. RefSeq lists its product as uncharacterized. NCBI's taxonomy places the organism in Eukaryota, Metazoa, Arthropoda, Insecta, Diptera, Muscidae. The coding region runs from base 188 to 3643 and encodes 1151 amino acids. The transcript has 8 exons. The record is from RefSeq and is a predicted model, not a curated record.